AUGGCAACUAUUGAUGACUCUCAAGCUAACUAUUCUGCAAGUGAAACAACCACCACCAAGUUAAAGCUCUUUGGAUUUCAUGUACAAGGGGAUGAAGAACUCGAAUCCAUGAAAAUAAUACCUUCUUUAUCGUCUGUUGAUGGCCGUAAAUACGAGUGUCCAUAUUGCCACCGUGAGUUUGCAAACUCACAAGCUCUUGGUGGUCACCAAAACGCUCAUAAGAAAGUACGCCAACAGUUAAAGCGUGCUCAAAUUCAAGCCACUCGAAACACAUUCAUUAGAAAUCCGAUAAUUCCCAAUAUCACUAAUCCACAAUAUGGUGGCCGGAUGAUACUUCCAUGUCCACCCACCGGCUUUAUUCCUCAUCCAUCAUGGGUUUACUAUCCGCGAGCUCCUUAUGCCUUGCAUAUGUCACACGGCUCUGUAGCAGCUUCUUAUGCAAGUAACGCUAGGGAGCCGUUGACUCAGACAAAUAGCCAACCCAGUUGUGGGUUGGCUGGAGGUGAUGAUGAUGAUGCAGUUGGAGUUGACUUGCAUUUGAGACUAUAG
Molecule: messenger RNA, 549 nt
Organism: Erigeron canadensis
Lineage: Eukaryota; Viridiplantae; Streptophyta; Magnoliopsida; Asterales; Asteraceae
Product: zinc finger protein GIS3-like
Exons: 1
Coding region: 1-549 (182 amino acids)
Biological process (GO): trichome morphogenesis; gibberellic acid mediated signaling pathway; trichome differentiation
Cellular component (GO): nucleus
Molecular function (GO): DNA-binding transcription factor activity; transcription cis-regulatory region binding
Source: RefSeq, a predicted model, not a curated record